Pleurotus ostreatus (oyster mushroom) is the source of this 1269-nucleotide messenger RNA. RefSeq lists its product as uncharacterized. NCBI's taxonomy places the organism in Eukaryota, Fungi, Basidiomycota, Agaricomycetes, Agaricales, Pleurotaceae. The transcript has 8 exons. The record is from RefSeq and is a predicted model, not a curated record. Bases 1 to 1269 code for a protein of 422 amino acids.
AUGGCCGCAAAGCGAACACACGACCUCAUCAAUGAGGCCCUCAAACACAUUGGGCCCCGAACCUCAAAGAAGCAAAGGAUGUCGCGUGUAAGCAAUGAGGCUCGCAUCGCCCUAGAAAACAUUGAAGACCAAGGGAAGGUUAUUCCGCAACUUGUUGAUGUGUAUAGGCACCCUCGAGAGCUACUUUGUCAGGGGUAUGAACUACACCUCGCAGAACAAGAGCCACGUGUAGUUACCAGUGGAGCCCAACUUGCCAUUGAGGUUGUGACGGAGAACAAGCUUCUCCUCUAUUCAUACAAGAAGAUAAUCAGCCGGCUACCACUGUUGCCGGAGAUCAUCUUGGAGUUUCGUAACGCAGACUGGGACAAAUGGCAAGACAUGGUGGGCUUGAUUGCCCACGCAACUAGUCAAACACGAUCCAACGACUCAUCUGGCCUUCGUGACAAGCUUGAAUACUUCAUUGUUCCGCGAGAACUUAACAUGAAGGUAGCCCGUGGGUGGAACCAUCAGUGGACAGCAGAAUUACUGUGCCCGCAACGAUAUCGCAACAAAUUCCUCAAAGAUCCCUGCGCACUCAUGCUCAAGGCUCAAAAGGGAUCGGGCAAGAUGCAACACCACACCGACUGGCCUGCAUUCCUUUACGAUGCUACGGAGUAUGACAAGACCAACCCAGAGUCCGGGUUGUUCAAGAACCGGGCUCUUGUCCUCAUCCUUCGACAUAUCCUUGUCGGCCCAAGUGCUGUAAAGUCAAACACACGAUCAACCUUACCCCGGCGCUGCAAUGCUAGCAUUCUAGGUAUUUCGGACAUCAAUGGUCAUCUCAUCGCUUAUGCAGCCUGCCAGGCUCGCUUUAUGCUAAAUGCACAGACAGACUGGACACGAAUGGACGGCAAGUUCGACAGCUCUGCUUUCUACGACCGUAUCACACAUUACUUCAAGACCGGUGUUGAACAAGGUGAUGCAAACGUAAACGAGCUACUUAAGUGGUAUCAAAGUGAGGUGUUCAGCGGUUCGGGUCUUUCGCAAGAAGAUGAAGAUUCGGACAGCGACGACGAUGAAUCGGACGACGAGGAUGAGGAUGCCCUAAUCCAACGACAACGCGAACUCCGGCAAUCACGGGGCACUAACACUGGAGAGGCUCCCACUGGUGCUACAGGCAACACAGGAGAGGCUGCCUCUGGUUCUACAGGCAACGCUGGAGGGACCAAUGCUGGAACCAUAGAUGACACUAGUGCUGGAUCCUCGGGCGCCACUGGACCCGCAACUUAG